This is a messenger RNA of Geodia barretti, 3495 nucleotides long. Lineage: Eukaryota; Metazoa; Porifera; Demospongiae; Tetractinellida; Geodiidae. The record is from the annotation of a GenBank genome assembly.
AUGAGUCGCGGAGCGAAAACUACGAUCGAGCUUCCAUGCCUUGGACUCCCGUUUCAACUUGGCAUGCUGUACGACUGCCGCACUGAUCAAAUGAUCCCGGGUAUGACGUUGUGGGACGAUAAGCUACUCAAAGCUGCUUUAAGCGAACGACCACAGCCGAGUUCCACCUUCGAAGUUACGGCGGAAGAUACGAUUUCCAACAAGAUGUUCAACCUCGGGGUGCAAGCUAAUUUGUCACUAAGUGUUUUGGGUGGACUCGUCAAUGUUUCGGGAUCGGCAAAGUAUCUCGACGAUCGACAGUCUUCAAGCAAGCAAGCUAGAGUGACACUUAAGUACAGUUGUACUUCAAAGUUUCAACAAUUAACAAUGGAGCAAUUAGCGACGUCCAAUAUCCAACAUCCCGACGUUUUCGACAAAGGGACAGCAACCCAUGUAGUUACGGCUGUGCUUUAUGGUGCAGAGGCAUUUUUCAUUUUUGACAGAGAAAUUGAAAGUGGUGAGAAUUACCGCAACAUUCACGGAAACAUGGAAGUAUUGAUCAAAGCCAUUCCAGGCAUCACUGAAAUCAAAGGUAGUGCCGAUUUAGAUAUUAGUGAUCGAGACAAGAAAGAAGCAGACAAGUUUCAAUGUAAGUUUUAUGGUGAUGUUAUACUUGAGAGCAAUCCCUCCACUUUUCAAGAUGCUAUUUCAGUGUACAAAGAGUUGCCAAAAAGUUUCGGCAAAGAUGGCCAAAAUACGGUCCCUAAAAAGGUCUGGCUAUAUCCAUUAAGUAGCCUUGACAGUAGAGCAGCUCGUAUGGUGAGAGAAAUUAGCACUAAUCUGGUCUCACAAACCCAACAAGCAAUAGAAUGCCUCAAUAACAUGGUAAUCAGAGCUCAUGAUCUAAUUAAUAAUGAGGUGUAUGACAGUUUUUCUGGUUUGAAAGAGCAAAUGUCACGGUUCUCAGAGAUGGUUAGUGAACACAAGACCGAGAUUAUGAAGCAGUUGUGCACAAUUCUCCCUUCAAUUCGUGGUGGGGAAGCUAAGGAGCAAGAAUUAGCCCAGCUGUUAGAAAGCCGCAUGUAUAAAUCUCCUUUCAAUAAGAGUUCUCUUGAAUUAUGGCUAAGAGGCAAAGAGGAGGAAAUAAAAGUUCUUGCACAAUACUAUGACAUCAUGAAGAAUGCCAAAGGAGUAAAAAUGUUAUUUGCUCCAGGUGAUCUCGAUGCAGCAAUCAAUGAUGUUAAUCACGAUCAUGUCCUUACUUUUGAGUUCAAAGUUGCCCGAAAGAGUGACAGUGCCAGCUUUCUCCAAAAUAUGUUUUCAUUUUUGCGCACUAGACACGUAGGCUCAAGUUUGCAAGAUGGGUCUUCAAGCAAGCAAUGGUACAAAACAAGUGCAAUUAUUAAAGAUCUGCGCCUAAAGGCAAAGCAAUUCACCACUUUUGCCGAAGCAAACAAAGGAGGCGAAGUCAUGUUUGUGGUUAGUGAUAGCAGCGAAGAAGAUGGUCCAACCACUGGUGGGGCUGUUGUUUUACACUAUGAGUUUGGGGCUGUAAAGGGAGAGUUUGAGCCUCCUGGUCAGCCAAAGAGGCCAGUUGCUAAAGGUAUUAAGCAUGAUAAUGUUCAAUUGCAGUGGAAGGCACCUCCAUAUGGCUUAGAUAGCAUAGAAUGCUACCAAGUCCGGUACCGUCGCAUUGAUCAGACAGAAGGUCAACUUAUGACACAGAAAACCAAAGGUACUGAAACCACAAUCGUAAUCAACAAUUUAGAGCCUGAGACAAAAUACGUUUUCAUAGUAUGUGCUGAAUGUGUUUUGGGUGUUAGUCAGGAGAGUGAUCUGAGCGAAACUGUUGAAACCAAACCAGCUCCUGUAAAUUUAGUACUUCAAAGUAUAAUCUCUAAAUCAGAUAUUAUGCCAGGCCCAAGUCCACCAGUAGUUUACAGGGUCAAGCCACGACCAGUACGCCUACAGAAGAAACAGGAGAACAUUGCAAAAAUGGAGUUUGGUGAACCACCUCAUCCAGCUAAACCGACUAAGGUAUUGAUGGUUGUUGGUGCUACUGGAGCUGGAAAAAGCACGUUAAUUAAUGGAAUGGUCAAUUAUAUCUUUGGAGUCAAAUGGGAAAAUGAUUUUCGUUUCAAAUUGAUUUGUGACGAAGUGUCUGAUAGUCAAGCACACAGUCAAACACAAAAUAUAACAGCCUACACAUUGUAUUGGCAAAAAGGAUCACCUAUUAAUUUCAACCUAACCAUUAUUGAUACACCUGGAUUUGGUGAUACUCGUGGCCUAGAAAGAGAUCAGCAAAUUACGAAGCACAUUCGCGAAUUCUUUCAACUGAAAGGACGUGAUGGUUUGGAUGAGUUGCAUGCCAUUGGGUUCGUAACUCAAGCAUCCCUGGCACGGUUGACUCCAACUCAGAAGUAUAUAUCAGAUUCCAUUCUCUCGGUGUUUGGAAAAGAUAUCAAAGAUAAUAUAUUUGUAAUGACAACCUUUGCUGAUGGUGCUGAACCACCAGUUAUGGGGGCAGUUAGAGAAGCUGAGAUACCACACGCAGAUUUCUUUCCAUUUAACAAUUCAGCCCUUUUUGUUCAUCCAAGUAAGUCUACCUUUGCCAAAAUGUUCUGGGAGAUGGGCUAUGCUAGCCUUGCAGAUUUUUUCGUAAAGUUUGAUCAAGCCGACGGCGUUAGUCUUCAGCUCACAAGAGAAGUUUUAGAAGAACGUCAUCAAUUGGAAACUAUAGUUCUUGGCAUUCAACCGAAAAUCAAUGCUGGCCUUUCAAAAAUUGAUGAAUUAAAUCAAGAAGAAAUGAUACUCAAAGAUAAAGAGUCAGAAAUUUUACGCAAUGAAGAUUUUACAUAUGAAAUUACCGUCACAAAGCAACGAAAAAUUGAUGCACCCAGAGGGACAUAUGUCACGAACUGUGCAAAUUGCCACUUUACCUGUCAUUCUAGUUGUGUCUAUGAUGAUGAUCGACACAAAUGGAGGUGUUCUGCAAUGGACAAUGGAGGUGAAAGUAGUGCUAAAUGCAGAGUUUGCCCGGGGAAUUGUACGUGGAGAAAGCAUUAUAACAAUGGAUAUCAUUUUGAAUUAUAUGAAGAAGUUGAAAUUAGAACAAAGCAAGAUCUUCUAGAAAAAUACACGCAAGCGAAGUCAGCAAAAGCUGAUGUUGAGAGCAUGAUUGGUAAAAUGGAAAAUGAGCUCAAGCAGUUGCAAAUGACUGUUCUUUACAAUAUAAGUCAAGCUCGUAGGUGUUUACAACGUCUCGAUGAUAUAGCUCUUAAACCAAACCCCCUCACUGAGGUUGAGUACAUUGACCUUCUUAUGAAAUCCGAGGAGCAAAAAAAGGCACCUGGAUGGAAGAAACGCAUUGACUAUUUUCAGAAAGUUCGGCAGCAAGCAGAGAUACUAGGCAAAAUGAAAGAUCCUCAGGAUUUCGAGGAAAUGGCCAAGAAAAGCAGCAAGACUGUUUGGGAAAGUAUUACUGGUUGGUUUUCCAGUAAAAAAGGACACAAUUAA